CUGAAAUGUAGUCGGAUUGAUUCAAGCAGUACUAUUUUUCAGUCAGAUGAUCCAGCCUUUUUGGCUCCUGGUACUGAAGUCAGUGCAAAAUUCAAAGGAGCCUUCUGUGAAGCUAAAAUCAAAAAAAUAUGCAAAUCGGUGAAAUGUAAGAUCGCACUUAAAGAAGCACCUUUCGGAUCGAUGGUAGUUGAAGAGCAUUUGGUAAAAGGCACCCUAGAAGUCAACCAAACUGUAGAUGUUUUUCAUGGAAAGCAUUCAGUAAAGGGAGUCAUUCAACAUGUGAAGGAUUGCAGUACGUACCACGUCGUUUUCAAUGAUGGUGACGAGAAAGUAUUGCGACGCACUCAAAUGUGCCUCAAGGGAGCAAAGCAUUUUGACACCGAAUCGAACCUCGAUCAAAUGCCAUUGUACAAUCCGGAACAGUUUUGCUCUAUCGUAUUUGCUUCGAUUUCAAGACCUAAACGGCGUAGGGAUGAAGAUAGCGAAGACGAAGAAGGAAAAAAGAGGAAGAAAAGAGCAGCCGCUUCAGCAGCCACUGUUGCUAUCGGUGAAAUGGAUCAUGUGGGUCGAUCUACCUUCUCAUUUCUUUUCCUGUUGAACAUUUAG
Messenger RNA from Angiostrongylus costaricensis, 606 nucleotides. NCBI's taxonomy places the organism in Eukaryota, Metazoa, Nematoda, Chromadorea, Rhabditida, Metastrongylidae. The record is from the annotation of a GenBank genome assembly.